This is a messenger RNA of Daucus carota subsp. sativus, 468 nucleotides long. Its product is annotated as protein BIC2. The coding region runs from base 1 to 468 and encodes 155 amino acids. The record is from RefSeq and is a predicted model, not a curated record. Gene Ontology annotation, biological process: blue light signaling pathway. Lineage: Eukaryota; Viridiplantae; Streptophyta; Magnoliopsida; Apiales; Apiaceae. The transcript has a single exon.
AUGGCUUCAACUACACCUGCAAAUCUUUCUCAUCUCGAGAAAUCUCCAUGCAGCUCUAAGUAUGAUGCCGGAUAUCACGAACCUCAACCCGAAAAACAUAAACAAGACAUGUUCACUUUGGAGAUCUGUAGUGAAGAGGAGGUUUUUCAGGGUGAUCAGCCCCCCAAACCUAGUAAAGUAGGCGCAUUGCAGACAGUGGCAGGUUCGAGCAGACGUGAUGCUGAGGAUGAGAGUGGGAGGGAGAGGCUGAAGAGACAUCGGAUGGAGAUGGGUGGGCGAGUGUGGAUUCCAGAUACAUGGGGUCAGGAGAAUUUGCUGAAGAAUUGGAUAGACUGCACUGCAUUUGAUGCUUCGUUGGGUAACAGCAGCGUGCUCUCGGCUAGGGCUGCUCUUAUGCAACAGCGUGCUACUACGAGGUCUGCUAAUAAUCUUCCACUUCGCAGAAGGAUAUUAGAGAACAGAUGUUAG